Molecule: messenger RNA, 2457 nt
Organism: Prunus persica (peach)
Lineage: Eukaryota; Viridiplantae; Streptophyta; Magnoliopsida; Rosales; Rosaceae
Product: cellulose synthase-like protein E1
Exons: 8
Coding region: 82-2301 (739 amino acids)
Biological process (GO): cellulose biosynthetic process; plant-type primary cell wall biogenesis
Cellular component (GO): trans-Golgi network; plasma membrane
Molecular function (GO): mannan synthase activity; cellulose synthase (UDP-forming) activity
Source: RefSeq, a predicted model, not a curated record
ACCCAUUAUCCCAAUCAUAAAACCAUUGAGAGGACUGAGAAAAAUCAACUCAGACUCAGAGCUAGCUAGUGAGCUGCAAAAAUGGCAAAGGAAGAGCAUUUACCAUUGUUUGAGACAAAAAAAGCCAAGGGAAGAGUCUUAUUUAGGAUUUUUGCAGCUUCUAUAUUUGCAGGCAUAUGUUUGAUUUGGGUUUACAGAGUAAGUCACAUACCAAAAGCAGGAGAAGAUGGAAGGUUUGCCUGGAUUGGAUUGUUGGGUGCUGAGAUAUGGUUUGGUUUUUACUGGCUCCUCACUCAAGCCUCCAGGUGGAACCCUGUUUAUAGGCACACCUUCAAGGACAGGCUCUCUCAAAGAUAUGAGAAUGAGUUGCCUGGGGUGGACAUAUUUGUGUGCACGGCGGAUGCAAGCAUAGAGCCACCAAUGAUGGUGAUGAACACUGUUCUGUCAGUCAUGGCUUAUGAGUAUCCACCAGAGAAGCUGAGUGUGUAUCUCUCAGAUGAUGGAGGGUCAGAAAUUACAUACUACGCCCUCAUGGAGGCUGCUGAGUUUGCCAAACACUGGAUACCAUAUUGCAAGAAAUAUAAUGUGGAGCCAAGAUCACCUGCUGCUUAUUUUGUCUCAAAACAUGGUGAUGAUGCAGUUGAAGAUAAUCAUCAGGCUAAAGAUUUCGUGUUUAUCAAGAAAUUAUACAAGUACAUGGAGAAUAAAAUCGAAAAUGCAGUGAAGCUAGGCCAGGUUUCAGACCAAGUACGAUCAAAACAUAAAGGCUUUUCUCAGUGGGAUUCAUAUUCAUCUCGACGUGAUCAUGACACCAUUCUUCAAAUAGUAAUUGAUGGAAGAGACCCGAUUAAUGCAACAGAUAAUGAAGGUUGUAAGUUGCCAACUUUAGUGUAUUUGGCUCGAGAGAAGAGACCCCAGUGUCACCAUAACUUCAAAGCUGGUGCUAUGAAUGCUCUGAUUAGGGUAUCUUCAAACAUUAGCAAUGGGAAGUUACUUCUUAAUGUAGAUUGUGAUAUGUAUUCAAACAACUCCUUGGCCAUACGAGAUACGCUUUGUUUCUUAAUGGAUGAAGAGAAAGGCCAUGAGAUUGCAUUUGUACAGUUCCCACAGAAUUUCAAAAACCUUACUAAGAAUGAAUUAUACGCUUCAUUACGCGUAAUCAAUGAGGUGGAAGCACAUGGUGUGGAUGGUUAUGGUGGCCCUCUAUAUGUUGGAACUGGAUGCUUUCACAGGAGAGAUACACUUUGUGGGAGGAAAUUCAGCAAGGAUUCUAAGAGUGAUAUGAAGUGGGAUAAUAGAAAAAGAGAAGAACUUGGCAUUCAUGAAUUGGAAGAAAACACAAAAAGUCUUGCAAGUUGUACAUUUGAAGAGAACACUCAAUGGGGAAAAGAGAUGGGCUUGAAAUAUGGAUGUCCAGUUGAAGAUAUAAUAACGGGGCUAUCAAUCCAUUGCCGGGGAUGGAAAUCGGUGUAUUGCAAUCCAGCAAGGGAAGCUUUCUUAGGAUUAGCUCCAGCCACACUGCCUCAUAUACUUGUGCAGCAUAAGAGAUGGUCAGAAGGUAACUUUCAUAUUUUUCUUUCUAAGUACAGUCCUGCUUGGUAUGCCUAUGGGAAGAUUAGGUUAGGCCAUCAACUUGGAUAUCUUCGCUACUCCCUCUGGGCUUCAAAUUGCUUGGCAACCCUAGUUUACUCAACUCUCCCUUCGCUUUACCUCCUUAGAGGCGCAUCCUUAUUUCCACAGAUGUCAAGUCCAUGGCUCAUACCAUUUGCUUAUGUGAUCAUUGGCAAGUACACUUGGAGCUUUGUGGAGUUUCUGUGGUGUGAUGGUACAAUAUUAGGUUGGUGGAACGAGCAACGCAUAUGGCUUUACCAGAGAACAAGCUCCUACCUCUUUGCCUUCAUAGAUACCAUUCUAUUCUCCAUCGGAUACACUAAUUCAGCCUUUGUAAUCACAGCCAAGGUGGCAGAAGAAGAUGUGUCGAAGCGAUAUGAGAAAGAGAUUAUGGAGUUUGGAGCCUCCUCUCCAAUGCUCACCAUUUUGGCAACACUUGCGUUGCUCAAUCUGUGCUGCUUUGCUGGGUUUGUAUUGGAAGAAGCAAUUGCUGGAUCAAAGGGCAUUGCAAAAGCUUACGAGACUAUGUCUUUGCAGGUUCUUCUGUGUGGGGUUUUGAUUCUCAUUAACCUACCUUUGUACCAAGGCCUUUACCUGAGGAAAGAUAAAGGAAAGAUGCCGAGCUCCAUAGCAUAUAAAUCAAUGGUCAUUGCUGUGUUUUCUUGUGUAUGUUUUAAAUUAUCAUGUUAAAUUAAGGGAUUGUGAAGAAAUGUAUGUUCUAAGAGCCCCCCAACCUACAAUUUUCUUAAUUAACUGCCUCACAUCACAUGUGGACGUUCCAUGAUCAUUAUCCUGGAACAAACAUUGGAUUGAAAACAAUUGGUAUGAAAAUCAUUUGCUUAAUUA